AUGCUAUCUCUCGACGAAUGCGUUCGCUCAAACUUUAAGGAAAGGGCCGGCCCGGCGGACAACAACGGGCAAUUACGAAGACCAUCUCGAUCACCGCGAAGUCAGCGUAGCCGCAGCGCGGACGUGGACUGCCUGAAGAAGUACACGGAGCGUCGCGUGGAGGAACGCCGGCACACAGAGAUCGGCGACACCAGCAAAUUGGACACCUCAAAGUGGGCACCACUACCGAAGAAUGUGCCUCGGGGUGCCCAGCAAGGGGGAGCGAUCAAGAGACUCUCGAGGGACGAGCGGCAUGAGAGCGUCGACGAGUCGGCGGCGGGAGCCGAGAAGUGGCCGACGAGAUCACCCCCGUCGACCGAGUCUCGAACCUCCAGGAUCGCGCCCGAGGUCGUCGUCGGUCGACCUCAGCACGCCGUCAGGAGUCACAGCACCGACGUGACUGCUCUUAAGAGGCCGGAGAAGAGCAUCACCGAGCAGCGAAGGCACACGGACUGCAGCGACCCGCGAACUAUCGCCACGAGAUGGCUACCACAAAUUAAUGGUGCGAAGUUUCAUCGAGAAACGUCUCCCCUUGCGAGAAUUGGCUGUGAAAUCACGAAGAGCGCGACUAGCCGGUGGAUGACGUUCGCGAAAAGUCCAUCACCCGACCCUGUGUCAAGGAUAAAUCCCGAGAGAAUGGAUUCUAUGAUGGAGCACGAUAAAAGGAACAGAGACUCGCGCAAGGACCUUUCAAGAGACGCGGACGCCUCCAAGUGGCAACCCCCCAGAAAGUUCUCCCCAGCGAAGAGCGAGAAAGGACGCUUACAAAGGCAAGAUGAGCUGGAUAUUGGCAGAGAUCGCUCGUCGAGCUUUGUCGACACUAAUGAGCGACCGAAAGACCGCUCCUUGAGCUAUAUCGACACUAACGAGCGAGCGAAAGACCGCUCCUUGAGCUAUAUCGACACUAGCGAGCGAGCGAACAAGCUCAGCGAACGUAUACGAGACUUGUAUGAUUUCAAAACGGAGAACGAGUGGCCGAAGAGAGCGGGGACAUCCCGGGACAACACUUGGAUCAGCAAGAGCAGCAGCGAGGAGGAGAGGCCGAUUAAUUAUAAGCCGAUUCGCAGGAACAGUCAGGAUUUAGAAUUUAACGACAGAAUCGAUAUCUUCAAGUCCAAGGCUCCACAGGAGGAGGAAGUCGAACCUCCACGGAGGCCGAAACGCAGUACUCACAAUGCCAGCGAGGUGUUCGCGGACGAGUAUGACGAGCGUCUACGAAGGUUCAACGAAAAAUUGCGUUACAGCACUUACAAUGAGGAUCUCAGCGCGGCGCGGGCUCGCGGUCGCGAACGGCGCACCUACUCGGACGACUACGACGAGAAGGUCCGGCGGGAGUCUCGUUCGUCCCGGCAGCCGGAACUGGUGACGUUUAAGCGGGACAGACCGGAAGCGCCGGCAAUCAGGAGGCUGGUGGACAAGGAGAACAAACGGAAUUCGGACGUGAGCAUGAGGCCGCGUGAUUCCCAGGUCAGCUACGUGGAGAUAGACUUCACGAAGAAGAACUCGCGCACCAGCGACGCCAGCUACGCCAGCGUGAACCUGGGCAAGCGGGGCAGCGUCGAGUGCAGAAGCGCACGGCAGAUCCUCGACGUCCCGCCGAGGAGAGCUUUCAGCCAGAGCGACGAGCGUCCGGCCACCCCGGUGCCGCCAAUUGAGUUCAACGACGAACGAUACGUCCCCAAGAAAUUGUCGGAACCUUCGGAAAGUACUAGAUAUAAAGUGUACUUAACAUAGGACAUGCCUGCGAGAGCGGGCAUUUCGCGAAGCGAAUGCCGCUUUCGCAGGGUUUUAGAUUAACAUUUCCGAAGUUAAUGAUGAGAAAGUACAAGUUCGACGUGCGUGGAGAAAUAACCAUAUGAAGAGAAGUGCGCAAAAGUCAGGUGUCAAUAGUAGUGUGUUGCAAAUUUAAAUUCGUUGCACAGUGUUAACUCGGUGUUGGACAUUGCUCGAUCAUUCUUGUCGAAUGAUAAAAAAAACGAAAUUUUAAAUAUCUCUGUGAAAAUGAAUGAAUAUAAGAUGUAAGCAAUCCGCGAUAAAAUACGAUGAGUUGUUGUCUGUGAAUAACUGUGUUAAACAUUCAAGUGUUUAUUGUGUUCAUUGUAGAACAAUGCGAUGUGUAAGCAGAUGGAUGUACAAAACUCACAAAUAUAUUCUGUUACAGAUCCUACAAUGAAUGGCACCCAACCGGGCGCGGGGAGCCUGAUACAUAAACAUAUUUGUAGCAGGUUUACAAUGAGCCACAUAACCAGAAGUUUCCUAUUCGUGUUUUCAUAUUGGUGUUGAAAAGAUAACUGCGAUAUUAAUAAUGUACAAAUGAUGUAAUAUCAAAAAUAAUAAAAUAUUCUUUGAAGAAAGUGCUUUUUUCGCCGAGAUUUUUAUGUGUACAUAGACUUUAGACUUUUGUCUUCCUGUAAUCAUGGCUCUCUUGAUAAUUGAAAAGCAAUUCUUAUUUUUAAAAAUACUGUAAAAAUAUACGUUUUUUUAUAAAAUAUUAGUUGAUGUAAUGUUUUCCAAUAGUCAAAAUAUCCAACAAAUUCAAUCUGGAAGAAUCAAUCUAAUUUGAAUUUAAUAGAACAUUCGCAAGAUAUUAUUUUUAGAAAGAAAAAAUAUU
Molecule: messenger RNA, 2650 nt
Organism: Wasmannia auropunctata (little fire ant)
Lineage: Eukaryota; Metazoa; Arthropoda; Insecta; Hymenoptera; Formicidae
Exons: 5
Coding region: 1-1773 (590 amino acids)
Source: RefSeq, a predicted model, not a curated record